UGAACUCUUAAGUGAAGCACACCCUCCGCAUGAGCCGUAACAGAGUGAACGCUGCCCGCAUGGAUUAGAAACUGUCCAGAAACGCAGGUUUCUCACUGGGAAUAUGUGACUGUCGAACGUGUGGAAUAUGGCUCAGCACACGACGGUAAAAUCUCAGCUGCGGAGAUCUUUCAGCGAGCAUGUCAAAGACUCCACCAACAAGGCUUGGGAUGUCUUCUGGAGGGGUGUGAGGGAGAGGCGGCUGUGGGAGAUUGAAGCCAAGGAGGCCUGUGAUUGGCUGCGAGCAGCCGGCUUCCCUCAGUAUGCGCAGUUAUUCAAAGAUUGCAGAUUCCCCAUUGACAUCGAGUGGGUGAAGCGCGAUCACCACUUCCUGGAUAAGGAUGCACUCGAGUCGCUCUGCAGGAGGUUAAUCACUUUAAACAAAUGCGUGGAAAUGAGGCUGGAGCUGCGGAGAUCAAAACGCAGGGGAGAUGACAGUGGUGAGGAAGACUUCUGUGCCAUCAGCCCCAACUGGACCUACGACAAGCGGACGCGGCAAUGGCGACGCCUGGACUCCGCCGUGGAUAUCCUCCAACUGUCCCCCAACUCGCCUGAUGUGUCGACAUGCGAUGACCACCAUGAUAUCUGCUCCAUCCACAGCUCCAGCAGCACUGAGAGCGAAGGCCACGAAGAACACCAAAAGAGACUGCGAGAGCCGACUGACGGCUCCACCGUCACCACCGCAAGCACCCCAGAUGACCUGGAGAACAGCAGGAGCCCGUCCCGCUGCUCAUCCUCGAACAAGACCCCGUCCCUGGAUACUUCUCUCAGUGGACCCCCCUCCCCCGGUGGAGGGUCCUCCAGUAUGAGUCUCGAAGCCGAGAGCUGCUACCCCGAGAAACCACCCAGGAGGAAGUGUACCACAUUGCUGAGGAAGAUGGAGAAACUGAGGCUCAAGGGGGUAUCAGGUGAAAGCAGCAGCAGGGGUCGGGCCCGGCGUGUUAUAAGCAGGCCUCUUCUUGUCCCAGACGAAGAGAGGAUGGAGGGGCUCCACUGCACGUCAAGUCUGCAGGAUCAGCCCAGCAGUCAUGCUUCUUCGUCGCCCUCGUCUCCUCACACCAUCAGCAGCAGCAGCAGCAGUAACAGCCACUCAGAGAGCAGCAGCACCGUCAGCACGCCCAGCCCGGUCACUCGGGUCAGGAGCAACUGCAAACGAUCCAGCAACAACGUCGGGGUUGGCGGUGGGACGAACCACACAGGACCAGAGGACUACAAGAACCAAAUCAACAAUAACAAUAACAACAGCCAGCAGAACAUGGUCUUCACGAUCCCCCACGGACACAAACCAGGGACCUUUCCCGCCUCCCUCACGCACAAACACGCCAACCUAUUACCCAUCAGCUAUGACACCUCCGUGAACUGGAGGACUGGGAGCUUCCACGGUUAUCGGACGCGUCAGACAAGAUGCCAUGGGAUUUCUUCUCUGGCGACCGGGAGCAUCUCAUCCUGCGACGUUCCCAGCCCACUGCCUGUGCUCGAUUACCGGUUGAGCGUCUAUGACAAUGUGCCUGACCACCACCAGCUGUCUGAAAGUGAAGGCGGCAGCGGUGGAAGCGCCAGCGAUGCAGACCGGAUGAGUGAGUCAGAGGUGAGCCGAGUGUUGGCAGGUGAGGACGUUUUCUCAGCUCUGGACAGCGUUUUGGAGAAAAUCAGUGAUCUCCAGCAACUGGUGUCCUCCUGGUCCGAAAACUUGUCUGAAGAUGACAGUCAAAGAACCUCCUCCUCUUCCUGCUCUCAGGACUCGCCUGCUCACGGCUCCUCUGCUGCCUCCCCCUGCCCCUCCUCGCCCAGCCAUAUCAACCUGGAGGUGCAGCUUUCAGAGGAGGAGGAGGCUGAGAACUGUGAGAAGGUUCCCUUGGAGUCGAAUGCCGUGUUACGACGGAGAAAGAGCAGCAGGGUGAGCCAACAGCUCCUCUGGUCCAGCGAGCAGAGCCUGCCCUCCCUGCCCUCCAGUCCAGGCGUGGAGAACCAGUCCGCCUCCCAGUUCCUCCUGCUCCAGAAGCUGUCACUUCUCAAACUCACCGCUCUGAUGGACAAGUACUCCCCGUCCAGCAAGCAGGGCUGGAACUGGACUGUUCCCAAACCCCCGAGGAAGACCAGGCCGAUGGAGCUGAAAGGCCGACAAGUGUUUGGGGUUCCUCUACUCCUCAGUGCCCAGCAGACAGGAGAACCGAUCCCCCCCUGCAUCCUCCGAGCUCUGGUCUACCUGAGGACCAAUUGUUUGGACCAGGUGGGCCUCUUCCGGAAGUCGGGGUUGAAGUCCCGCAUCCAGUACCUCCGUGAGCUGGUGGAGUCUGAUCCAGACGGAGUUUCAUUCGAGGGCCAGUCCGCCUUCGACGUGGCCGACAUGGUGAAGCAGUUCUUCAGAGACCUGCCCGAGCCAAUUUUCACCAGCAAACUCUGCGAGUCCUUCCUACACAUUUACCAGUAUUUUCCGAAGGAUCAGCAGCUGGUCGCGGCUCAGGCGGCCAUUUUGCUGCUUCCGGAUGAGAACAGGGAGGCGUUGCGGACGCUGCUCUUCUUCCUCAGUGAUGUUGUGGCUUGCGUGGAUGAGAACCAGAUGACUCCCACAAACCUCGCCGUCUGCCUGGCGCCGUCUCUGUUCCACCUCAACACGCUGAAGAGGGACGCUAAUGCAGCUAGGUCCGGUCACAGGAAGUACAGCCUCGGCCGCCCGGAUCAGCGAGACCUGAGCGAGAACCUGGCCGCCACCCAGGGCCUGGCUAACAUGAUCACCGAGGUCCAGAGACUGUUCCAGCUUCCAGAGUUUUGUCCCGGCCAGAGUCUAACCGCCAGUGAUGACGUCUUCACUGAGGAGUCCAGAGGAGGCCUGGUUACCUUGAGUCAAAGCGGCGGUGAGGAGGACUUGGAGGAGAGAAGGCGCAAACUGCAGCUGAGCACCCAGCAACUCCUGAAGGAGGCCAGGGAGAAGAGCCGAGGCUGGGAGAGCCACCCGGCUCCAGAUCACGUGGAGCUGGCCUACAAGAAGAUGGACGAUGGCUGCCCGCUGUGGAUGUGGCGAGGCUCUGUGGAGGUGGACGCCGCACAGGGGGAGCUGCUCCACCGGCUGCUGAGGGAGCAGCAGCUGUGGGAGGAAGGCCUUCAUCAGGCCGCCGUCAUCCAGACCUUGUCCAAGGACGCAGACGUCUACCGCUACCUCCUUCAGGGCCAAGGUCACGGCCUGGGCUCGCAGCCCCUACAGGAGCACCUGCUAAUCAGGAUCUGGCAGGCAGACCCGUCCUCCGGCCUGACGUACCUCUCCUCUGUGUCUACCGAACUCCCCGAGGUGCUGGCGGAGGGGAUCAGGGUCCACACCCACAUUUGCCUCUACCUGCUGGAGCCCACAGGAAUCAGGAAGACCCGACUGACACACCUCUGUCGCACAGAUACAAGGGGUCGGUCGCAGGAGUGGCACAGCAAGGUGAGCGGACUCCGCCUGGCCUCCGGUCUGCUGGCCAUCAAAGACUCCUUCAGAGCCGAGUACAAAGAAACAAAGAUAUGAGCCCAUGCAGAGAAAGUCAGGCUCACCUGGAGCGCUCCUCCUCCUCCUCCUCCUCCUCCUCCUCCUACUCUUCUUCACGUCUGGUUGAACUGCAAACCGAGCAGAAUGCAGGACGAAACGGGGCGGACCGCACCGUCGCUGUCCUGCGUCUUUCUGGAAGUUUUAAAACUCUGCCGUUGGAGUUUUCUCUAUAUGUUUGCUUUUUACUGUGGGUGACCUUGCGGAUUGCCAGCAGCACCUCUGCACUCCCUGCUGUGCCUGUUACGCUUCACACUCAAGUUCACACACAGACACACAAAAAUGCAAAGCAUGGCGAGCUUUGACAAAGGACGUUUUGAUGGGAGGGUGAAAAAGCUGAGGCUGGUUUGACUUUGAGGAAAAAAAGGAGCAAGUGUGACUUCUGGAAUAAUGGCAUCACCGGCAGGAAGAGAAGGAGGCAGGGGAAGCUGCCGGGACAAAGACAGGAAGCGAGGACAGAAAACAUCAGGAAGCAGACUUUCAGCCACCAGAGAGCGGCUGCUGUAUCAAACCUGUGACCGAGAACAAAGAAAAGGAACGACGUGCGGCCGUCCUGAACGCCUUAAAAGGACAUCGAAAGCUGUGAAGUCGGCUCGACGGUUCUAGAGACGGUCCGGCUAAAGCAAUCGGGAAAAAUCUGAGGAGAGACGAGCAAAUCGUCUUUCUCGAGCUUGGCGGUGACUGCAGGGCGGUGAUGCCUGUAAUAAAGUGGACUUUCUAAUGCCUACACACACUUUUUGCCAUCACCAGAACUUCUAAAUUCGCUCCUGUGACGGUUCGCAGACGAGCGAUAUCUACCUCUACACGGGACGACGCCGCGGUGGUGAAAACUCGGAGGCCGAACUCCAGGAUUUUUUUUGAACUUUGUAUUUAUUCUUGUACAAAUCUUCGAGUGUUGCUUUUAAAGCCUGCUUGACCUGAAUACUGCAUGAAAAAGUCAUUAAAUUCUAUAUCAGAUUAUUUAACUUUAAAGUAUAUCUGAAUACAAAUGUUCUAUCCAGAUAUGUUAUUUAAUUCCUGGCUUUGUGUGUGAAACCUAUCCGUGCCAAACACCUAAUUAAAAUGUUUAUUUCUCCUCAAACCUGCUUCCUGU
Messenger RNA from Pelmatolapia mariae (spotted tilapia), 4652 nucleotides. RefSeq names its product rho GTPase-activating protein 7. Bases 128 to 3541 code for a protein of 1137 amino acids. The record is from RefSeq and is a predicted model, not a curated record. The transcript is spliced from 17 exons. Gene Ontology annotation, molecular function: lipid binding; protein binding; GTPase activator activity. Gene Ontology annotation, biological process: regulation of Rho protein signal transduction; signal transduction; actin cytoskeleton organization. Lineage: Eukaryota; Metazoa; Chordata; Actinopteri; Cichliformes; Cichlidae.